Molecule: messenger RNA, 3235 nt
Organism: Verruconis gallopava
Lineage: Eukaryota; Fungi; Ascomycota; Dothideomycetes; Venturiales; Sympoventuriaceae
Exons: 3
Coding region: 187-1833 (548 amino acids)
Source: RefSeq, a predicted model, not a curated record
CCAGCCAACUAGCCCACCGACUUCGCUCUCUGGCGGCACUCAAACACGCCCAGGCGUGUAACAUUCGCAUUUCGCUAUCUUUAUUAUUAAGCUGGCCCACAUAGCGCAGGGGGCCUGUUGUGUUCAGCUCAUGAGUCGGUUCUGCUGCCCAUUGCUGCCCAGCUGAAUCGUGGCCUGCACCAGAACAUGACCGAGCCAGCUUCGUCGCAUGACGCUGCAGCGCCAGGUACGGCAGGUGCUGCUACCACACCAGAUCCCACAUCCCUCGAACAGUCUGGUACAGCCGCCACCACCGCUGCGAGCAAUGGCACCGGAACCAAGCGGAAGCGAGGAGGUGCCGGGCCGGGAAGCUCGACCAGCUCUCGCGGCGUCGCCAACCUCACACCGGAGCAGCUGGAGCGCAAGAGGGCCAACGAUCGCGAGGCCCAGCGCGCAAUCCGCGAGAGGACGAAGCAGCAAAUCGAACGGCUGAACGAGCGCAUCAGAGAGCUAGAGAGCAGUCAGCCAUACCGAGACUUGCAGGCUGUCAUCAGCCAAAAGGACGCCAUCCAGGCCGAGAACGAUGAGAUUAAACGGCAGCUCGCGAACUUCAUUUCUGUCUUCCAGCGUUAUUUGGGCAGCUCACGUAGUCUUGAAGAGCUUGCGGCGGUUGCUGAACGGAAUCCCUUACCCUAUCCUCCGGCUGAGCAGACGCAGUUGCUGUCACAACAAGACACAUACUCCUCACACGCUCCAGCGCCAGCAGAUCAUGCGUCGCCGCUCGGUGGUGUCCCCAGUGUAGGAUCUCCUGCCAGCCAGACGUCCAUACCACGAAGUUAUCCGUACAAUACAAUCGCCCAGCCCUCCAGUCAGACCCGAUCAUGGAUGGCUGCUACGCCCAACCCGCCUUUCGAACGUCACUCGCAAACCGUUCAUCCGGACCUGGCAUAUGGCCAGAAUGAUGAACGGCUAGGUGUUGACUUCCUUCUCGACAGCAGCGACCAGCGAAUGGGCAAGAGCAUCAACGGCGUAUCGCCAAGUCCGCAGACUCCUGGCGGUGGCGACCAACAGCUUCGCCACUACAACAUGAUUCCAAAACGUGUGCCAGCCACAUGCCCGCUCGACGCAAUCCUACUCGACGCUGUGGCCGAACGACAUCGCGCCCUCAACAAUGGCAUACCAAGGGAGGAAGUGGCGGGUCCGACAUACCCGAACUGGAAUCAUUUGCUGAACAAGAACACGACCACCCCUGUACACCCGAUAUCGAAGCUCAUUACAGACAUACUGCGCACCUUUCCUGAUCUGAACCGGCUGCCAGAGCAGGUGGCAGUGAUAUAUAUAAUGUUCUUGAUCGCGCGAUGGGAGGCGGACCCUACCAAGGAGAACUAUGAAUUGCUACCGGAAUGGGUGAGGCCGCUGCCUUGUCAGCUGUUCACGCCUCACCCAUGCUGGCUGGACUAUCUACCAUGGCCACGUCUCCGCGAUGCUGCUGUGCAAACUACGCCUUUCACUAGCUUUGACACCUUCUUUGUUCCUUACACUACAACCCUAUCGCUCAACUGGCCGUACGCUCCAAGCGACGUGCUUCUCCCGACAUCUGCGGGGCCUCCGCAUCCUCUGACCUCCAGUUCAUCUGUCAUUAACAUGACUAGCCCAGGUUCAGCCUCAAGCCCUGGCGCAGGAAGCGAUGCUGGCCCUGAGCCAAUUUGGAAAAUGAACCCGGCGUUCGAGACACACCUCAGAGAUUUGAGGAAUUGGAGUUUGGGGCCACUUUUCAGGGAUACGUUUCCAGAGUGGGCGGAAUGUGUGAGGAUCAAGGAUGACUCCGAGGGAGGGUUGAGAAGGACACGAUGAUUUACGACUUCUACUCUGGGAGCACGGAGUUUACGUGUUGACGGUGGCAAGGUCUUGAAUAUUCGGAACCGGAGUAGAAUCAUUUCGGUCACUCCCCCACAUUGGGGUCUUUUGAUUGCUUUGGGGACACUUCAAAAACACGUUUGAGACUUUGGAAAACUUUGAGCUGGGUGGCUUUCUCCCAGCUUUCUUUUGGCAUUGCGAGAGCGUUCUGAGUAGGGGCGCUGGCAGGGUUUUUGAAUCAAAAUUUAAUAGGCGUAAAGCACCGCGUCAUCGGAAUGGUGGGCUGCCUGCUUGCGGAUAAGUCGGCCUUGUCUUUCUCCCUUCAUGUCGUUCAGGGCACAAUUGGUACUGGCUUAAGCUGUCCGCAUUUGUGGUUGUUUCCUGGAACCUCAAAGUCGACACUCAUAGGCAUGUGUUCCAGAUGCGUCGUCUUUUGUAUGGACGAUGCUCACACUCUUCAAAGUUCAGAGGUCGCAAAUGGCUCCCAACCGCUGCUUCGAGGGGGAGAGAGCUCCAGUCGAACCGAGGCCUGCCCCGGUUGUGACUUUCUUCUUCCAUCGAUGUCCUACUAUGCCUUGUGCUGCUCAGCGAUGAUCUUUCUGUUCAUCGUGAUCUUGUCCAGGAUCUUAGCCGCUCCUUUUUCGAUCAUAAUCCUCGCUACUUCCUUGCCCAGAUCCUCUGCGGCCUCCUUCGUUCGAACGCACAUUUUUGCCUCGGCUUCCACGCUCUCGUCGCCCUCGACACUGACAACUGACGCGGCUAGCUUUAGCAUGUCGUCGUUCUCCCAUGUCGUCUCCACACCUAAGGGAACGCUGCAACCUCCCUCAAGCGUGCGCAUUAGACUUCUUUCCGCUAGGCAGGCUCGCUCGGUCUUCCAACAUCCAAGCUUCUCAAGGAGCGCCCGUACCCUCUCGUCGCCUUCGCGGGUCUCGACGCCGAUGGCGCCCUGCCCGACAGCGUGCAUCAUGCCUCCGUCCGAUGCGGACAGAUAUGCCGUGAUUCUAUGCCCCAGACCUAACCGCACCAGGCCCGCCACGGCAAUGACUAUGGCUGCAUAGUCCGGCACCACCUGGUCGGUGAAGCUGGACGGAUCAUCCAGCUUGCGAAGCCGCGUGGGCACGUUGCCUCUCACGUCAGCGAACUUGAGAUGUGGGUAACGCUUCUUCAUCUGCGCGAUGCGUCGGAGCGAGCUCGUGCCUACAACACUGCCCGCUGGUAGGCUGGACAAAAUCUCGUCUGCAGACAGAGGCUUCUUCGAAUCCGACUCGGCAGGCAGCCGACUGGGUUUGAGCACCAGCGCAUCCCUGGGGUCCUCGCGUGGGAACACGGCACCAAGGAUCAGCCCUUCCGGCAGCUGCGUCGGCAUGUCCUUCAGACUGUGCACGAUCAUGUCCAGCUU